UUUACUUUAUAUAAUAUUACCUAUUUCUUUAAAACAAUAAAAAAAUUAAAUAGCUGCUAUAAAGGAUUCUGCAUAGUAUUUGACAGUCAACAAAGAUUUUAGUUUGAUUUGUUUAAUAUAUCAUGUAGAGUACCUGCAGCCCCAUUGACUAACAAAUUGUCAGAAUAGUAAUCAAUAAAAGAAAGCACUUUAUUCAACUUUAAUACAAUCAAAGAGGUUCAACAAUAGGUGUAUUGUGAAUAAAAACAACAUUUUCCUUUUAUAACAUCACAACAAGUAUACAUUGUCAUAAUCAAAUUUACAAAAUGCAGAAAUAAAUGCAUUUAAUAUUGAAAUUGUAUCGUUUAACCCACUUGUUGCUAUCGUUCUUUUAAAAGGUCGAUGUAUAAAUAAAAUUAUUGUGAACAAUGAGGGUAUUUAUAACAUUGUUGUUUCUAUUCAUUUGACGGGUCUUAAGUGUACGAAGCGGACACAACAUUCAUUGUUCGUGAUUUAAUUAAUCUUCUAUUUUGUAUACAUUUUUGAUUUCAAGGUUUUAACUAUGAAGAAUUCAAGAUAUCAAAAAAAGUGGUCUCGGCAUUUGACGCUAAAUGAAAUAGUUGAAAAGUUAGAAGAGGAUGAUGAAGAGGAAGUACCUGAUUCCAUUAUCAUUCUGCCUCCUGAAAACUGCAAUGCUGAUGUCACUGAUGAGGAUUCAGGUGAUGAAAACCAAGUUUCUCUAGACAAUUUACCCGGAUCUCAGUUACGGGCGCUGGGAGAAGCUUGUUUCCAGUCAGAAAAUUGUAGUGAUGAGGAUGAUGACAUACCACUCAUGCAGUUAUCUAGACGCAGACGCGUGGUUUCUACUGAAUCAGAUCUCGCUUCUCAGUCAACAUCCACCAUCGAGUCUACGGGUCAUAUUAUAACUGUCUCCAAAAAAAAGACAUAUGAUUGGGUGUCACGGGACAUUCGCCCAAGUUUUGAGCCAUGGCAAUAUAUGCAGACCACCAGAACUCAAUUUAGCCCUUUACAAUAUUUUCAAUUGGUGUUUGGCGAAGACAUUAUAAAUAUGUUUGUACAUUACACAAAUUUAUAUGCAGCCAAAAAAAAUGCAAACACGCAUUUUCACAGCAAGAAAAAAAAUAUGUACUUGUUGAUCAGCCAUCUGUCGUUAAGAAAUAUGAUGAAAACAUGGGGGGAGUCGAUAGAUCCGAUCAAAAUAUAGGUCUGUACAGAACGUCAAUUAGGGGAAAGAAAUGGUACUUCUCUUUGAUUUGCCACGGAUUGGACAUGGCCUUACAUAAUUCUUGGCAACUAUACAAAAACAACGGAGGUGAAUAUGACUUCCUUCACUUCCGCAGAAGUGUGGCAACAGCUCUUCUGGAAACGUAUAAGAAAAGAUCAGAUCGUAAAGCAACUCGUGUCUCCCAAAAUUUUCGCGAAGAUUCCCGAUUUGAUGGAAAAGAUCACCUAAUCAGAUACAGAGACAAUCAACUUCGGUGCUUUGAAUGUCAUAAAAAAGCCAAUUUUUACUGUCCUAAAUGUAAUGUUACUUUGCAUCCUAAGUUUUGCUUCGAAAGCUUUCAUAUUCCAAAAUAAAACUGUGUGAAACCUAUAGUCUUAUUUUAUUUCACCUAUGAAUACCAUAGCAGUACAUAUUGCUAGCGUUCUUUUAAAAGGACGGCAUUUUCCAACUUUCCUAAUUGAAGAAAAAUUUUUUUAAUAUUUUUUUCGUAUACAAUAUAGCAUUAUUAGCAUUAUAUGUUAAAUUUAUUAUGAGAUAAUCAAAAAAGUUGUUUCAGGAACAAGUGGGUUAAUCAGCUAUUGACUUUGGAUUUUUUGUUACAAAUAUAUAGACUAUCUAAUCUUAGAUCUGUCUAUCAGGUACAGCACUUAAAUAUUCAAAACUUUGCGUUAACUAUCAAGCCAAGAUUGAAAGUCGUUAUCUUAUCUAUUUUCCAAGUAAUAACACAUUUUGUACUAGUUAUUGUUAUUGUUCUAAUGAUAAUAUUAUGUACGUAAUUGUUGGUAUUACAUACUAUUAUUGUUUACGUCAAUGUAAAUAUGUAUUAUGUUAAAUUGACAUCAUUUGUAAUUAUUAAUUACUUAGUAUUUUCUCUAAUCUAUUUAUACUGCGGUCUGAGUAAUAUAUUGUUUAAUUAAUGUCAUUUACAAAAGUGGAGCUGUGCCAAAAUGGGACAAAGAAAGUGCAUGUUCUUACAAAAGUAUGUAGCAUAGCAUAUCAUCAUUGUUCUUUUAAAAUGUUCUAAGCCCCUAAUUCUCAUGCGUCACCCAUAACAAUACCAUAUUCACAGACUUUUUAUUUAUUGAUUAUGUAAACUCUUGGGCAUAGAAUGGAUAUAUUAUGAUCAUAUCAGGAAUGAUUUUUAUCAGUCAAAGGGGUGGACUCACAAUAGUAUCUGACAAAGGCUUUCCAAUCAUGUGUAUUGAACUAUAACCCCUAGGGGCUUAGGCUAAUAGACUGCUUAUGCAAAGCAGUUUCUUCUGACCAAAUAUUUAACAAAAAAACCAGAAUCAAUUUGAAUUUCAGAUACAACAGUGCAGUAUGGUUUGUAUGACCAGGUGUGUGCAUGUAAUAAAAGCUUAAAUAUUAUACAAGUAUUGUUAUUGGUGCUUUUCUGUAUCCUUUUCCGUCCCCAGGGGACAAAGACAUGAAUAUGAGUGUUU
Messenger RNA from Spodoptera litura, 2667 nucleotides. NCBI's taxonomy places the organism in Eukaryota, Metazoa, Arthropoda, Insecta, Lepidoptera, Noctuidae. The record is from RefSeq and is a predicted model, not a curated record.